GGACUUCGGAGACUCACCGGAAACCUCAAGUUUUCAGCCGCAGCACCUGGACACAGCGACGACAUGAAGCCAGUCUCCCUCCUCCUGCUCCUCUCCUCCGUCCUCCUCUCAUCGCACCUCCGCCCCGCCGCCGGCAGACCGCGCUCCCUCCCCGGCUGGCUGGACGGCAGCGGGCGCCUCCAGACGCAGCGACUGGACGAGGAGCUGCUCAGAGCGGCCGCCGCCGGGGACAGCACCGCCUCGGACCUGCUGAGCGACAACAUCCUGAGGUUCCUCCGGAGCAGGAACCCGGAGCAUCUCCACCUGCCGCCCGCCGAGCAGGAGGAGAGCGAGGAGGAGGUGCUGAGGACCGCGGCGCAGCUGCUGAAGCGCAGCGAGGAUCCGCCGCUGUCCAUCGACCUGACCUUCCACAUGCUGAGGAAUAUGAUCCAGAUAGCCGAGGAUGAGCGCAAGAGGGAGCAGGCUCUGCUCAACCGCAAAGCGCUCGACGAGGUCGGGAAGUAAAACUUUACUUUAACCGCUGUCUCAGCAUUCGAGACCUCUGACAUUAGUGUGUGUUCGUGCGCCUGCCUUCCCCUCCGUGCCAUUUUACGCACAGAUGGUGCCAAAUUACGCACCACAGCAUAUGCGAGUAAAAUGUAAAACCUUAGGUGUUAUUUAAAAACUUUGCUGGAGAAUAUGGAAAUGGACUUCUCAGACACCCUCACCCUCUCACAUCCACUGGCUUCACCCCUUCCUCACCCCCUCAAUCACCCCAUCCCCUCAACACCGGACUCCUGGUGGACAAAAGGUACCAACUGUCCCUCAUCACUGGUUUUCACACUUCUUUAUAAUUUCUGUGCACAGUCAAGAAUGAAUUUCUUUCCUGGCUCAUGUGUGACCACAGAGGAUGGUUUAACUAAAGAAUCAACUCAUUUGCAUUUGAAUUAAUCACUGGGUUAAAUUAAAGUUUGACAUUUGAUUAAACUUGAGCAGAACCCAUUUCUCGUCAGUGUGGCGAGUGACCCUGGUGUUAAUUGGGAUGGUGAUAUUUACCCUCGGCAAUAAAAUCAGUCUGAAUAAUGAGAGUUACAUUAUGGAUCAUGUAAUUACUGAACCUGAACUCAGACACAUUUUCCCUGAUGAAUUAAAAGAGGCUGAACUCUGACCUUUUCACAAAAAGGUUACCAAGUUCCAUUCUUCAUUUAUUUGACCCUCGACUGAAUCUAUAAAUGAACGUAGACAAAUCUACAGAUUCAGACUCAAACUUAUCAGAUUAUUUCUUAUUGGUACCAAGAGUUCACCUGUUUCAAGCCUAAAUUUGACUUUCUGGUGCUGAGGAGGAUUUAAAAAACUUUGUUUUACAUCAUUGCUCCGUGAUCUAAUGUCACAACCCCUCGUUUGUCCUGUGAGGCUGAGGAACACCUGACGUUCGCUCCUUUGUCCGACGCCAUCAGCCUCCUUUUGUCCUCUCUCUGUCCCCCAUGUUGAGCAGCAUCACCUGUACUGUACCAACUGUAGCAUGCAAACCUACAUUUAAAAAAAAAACAACAAAAAAAGCUUUAUUUUACUGUGUGAACGUUCACGUCUGACGCUGAUCAUGUUCUCUUUGUUUUAGCAAAUGAAAAAAAAAAUCUGCUUUUUGCCAUUUAUAUUUUAUAAUAAAAAA
Paralichthys olivaceus (Japanese flounder) is the source of this 1648-nucleotide messenger RNA. RefSeq names its product urotensin 1 (gene ucn1). Gene Ontology annotation, cellular component: extracellular region. NCBI's taxonomy places the organism in Eukaryota, Metazoa, Chordata, Actinopteri, Pleuronectiformes, Paralichthyidae. Gene Ontology annotation, molecular function: hormone activity. The record is from RefSeq and is a predicted model, not a curated record.